AUGCUACUUGUUCAAUUUGUACUUUUCUCGAUUUUCAUUCAAAUUUCUCAAUCACUAGUUUGCCAUAGUUGCGACAGUUUUCUAUCUUGCAAUGAGCCAUUUCCACAAGAAUGUCCGCCUCAUAGCAAAUGUUAUACACUUUCACAUGGACCAAAGGUUUUGGCAAAAGGUUGUGCUCAUUCGUGUGAUAGUUUAGGAGAAGUUCGAGGUGGUUAUUGUGUAACAUGUCAUCACAAAAACUUUUGUAAUGGUCAGUUUUUUAACGAAGAAUGUUGACCACUUUCAUAAAUUGUGUCUAAAGAGUUCCAAUCGAAAAUAAGGAACAUCUAGUAAUUUUGUGGAAACAAUAAAUGUUAUUGUUUUCUUAUAGAAAUUGCCCAUGGAAUUGGUCAAGGUGUUGUGAUUCGAGAAUCUCCAGGAAUCGGUCAAGGUGUUGGUUAUGACAAUGGAUAUCAUAUUGGAAGAGGUGUCACUUUGUCAGGCGCUAAUAUUUUCAGCUUUUUCAAUUUUGUUUUACUUGGUGUUUUUGGUUAUUUUAUUUGAUUGAAAUACAUGUUUUUGUUGUUUAUGGGUAUAAAUAAAUUAUAAGAAUUUGAAGAAUUUUAAAUGAUUUUUGAAAAAAAAACGUUAGAGAAAGAUACUUUGAUGAAGUUUCAGAUAAAAACGUCUCGACUGAAUUUGUGUAAUAAAUAUUUCAGAAUUUGGAAACAUGUUUAGCGGCCACAAAACUACAAUAAAAGAAUUCCAUUAGAUUCUGAACCAAAACACGAUCUACCAUAAUUUUUUCUAGCCUAUCCUAUAAUUGACCCUCCUACAGAAAUCACAAAAAUCCGUCCUUCAAAAACAUCUUGUUCAAAUUUUCAUUCUCAUUUUCAACGUCACAAACAUGUAUGUAUAUGUCCACAAAAGUGUACGUAUUGUAUUGUCGAAUUCAAUUCAAAUACUUUUCUUUUUCUCUCUCGUCUCUCUUCAUUUUUUCUCUCUUACAGUGCAGUCAAAAUGUCUGCCCAUCUCUCGUGUUUAUGUCAAAGAAUAAAACAAAAAACUGUCAUGAUUUAUUGAGUUUUUCUGUGGAACUUUUUUGAAAUAUUUAUUUCAUUUUAUUUUUAAUUGUGGGCGAUAUCGAGAUGACUCAUAUUAAAUAUGUUUGCUUUAUUUUUUGUGGCUGCAAAAAAGUGUAAAAUUUUUUGAUCGAACAUUUGUUGUAGAUCAACCCGCGAACAUUCCAGUUUAUUUAUUUUUUGUUGAAAAAAAUUUGAAUCAAAAUUUUUCCAAGGUCACUCAUUUUCUUUAAUUAAAAAAAUUAAAACGAAAAAUAAAAAUAAAACUUUUUUAUUGUGUCUCUCUCUCUUUUUCCGCUACGCUUUUCUUUUAUCAAUGACCCGAUUUGAUUUUGCAGCGGGGGAUAAUCCAAACCAAUCCAAACCAGAAUAUUCAAGAAAAAAAACGCGAAAAUGCCGAAAUCAAAACUUCGACGAUUUGGCGAUCAGAAUUAUGAAAAAUUGAAAAAAACGUGCGUGGUGAAGUCUCAUUUAUUUGUUGACACACUUUUUCCACCAACCAAUGAAUCGCUGUUUUUGGAGGAAGGUAGAAGUUCGGAUAUCGUUUGGAAAAGGCCAGCGGUGAGUUUUUUAUUGAGGGGUUUUUGAUGUAAUUUCCGGCGAAUUCCGAGCGCCUGAUAACAAUUUUAUUAUCAGAAACGGUUUAGUAAAACUCCAUGUUAUGACGUCGCAAAACUCUAAAAAAUGAAAAAACUCGUCCCUUAAAAAUUACCCGUUUUUAGGAACUGCAUGAUGACCCCCAUCUUUUCGUCGAAGGUGCCUCCGCAAAUGAUGUAACUCAAGGAAUUUUGGGAAAUUGCUGGUUUGUCUCUGCUUGCUCGGCACUUACACAUAAUCAAUUAUUCUUGGAUCGUGUUAUACCGGACGCAGAAGAACAGGAAUGGUCCGCACAAAAUAAAUAUUGCGGGAUUUUUCGAUUUCGUUUCUGGCGAUUUGGUGAAUGGGUCGAAGUAGUGAUUGAUGAUUUGUUGCCGACGCGAGAAGGAAAAUUGCUUUUCGCCAGAUCCAAAACUCCGAAUGAAUUUUGGUCGGCGUUGCUUGAGAAAGCUUUUGCAAAACUAUACGGAUGUUAUGAGAAUCUUGUCGGCGGUCAUUUAGCCGAUGCACUUCAAGAUGUUUCGGGUGGAGUUGCUGAAACUUUACAUGUGAACAAAUUUUUGAAAGAUGAUCCAAAGGAUAAACAAUUGAAAUUGUUCACCAAUGUGAAAACAGCGUUUGAUGGCGGAGCUUUGGUUGUGGCAGCAAUUGCAGCAAGAACCAAAGAUGAAAUUGAGCAAACAUUGGAUUGUGGAUUGGUAAAAGGACAUGCUUAUGCAGUCAGUGCUGUUUUGAGUUUGGAUUUGGAAAACAAAAGUUUAACGUACGUUGCAAACCAUUUUUUAUUGAUUCAAGGAGCCUCAACAGGCGGUUUUGAUGAUUCUUUUCCUUCUUUUUGUGGCGAAUCGAAUGAUUUUAAUUGAAGUAUAAUUCUGACAGCUAAACCAAUAUCGAUUAGAAAAAUAACGACGCAAAUACCAAAAAGAAUCCACCAAGCGUAAUCGAAUCCGGGUUCAACUUUUGCAAGUUCCACUUUUACAAAUGAUACAUCGCAAGUUUCAAGAGUCGCAUCCCUUGCAGCAGCUUCCAUCAUCAUAAGAUCAUUUAUCCUGAAACGAAAAAAAAACUAUUUUUUUCAAAUUACGUAAAUAGUUAGCGCUUCGCUCCGAGACCCGCUUUGGCUGUUUGCCAGGCAUUAUAAAUCUACUGUAGCAGUGAUGUCAGCUGUGUUCAUCAGUUUUUUGAAUUUUAUGAAAUUCCCAGCUCACGUAUUUUCAAUCUAGGAAAUUUCUGAAUAGAGCUGCAAAAAAACUGCCCGAUGCCCCCCGCUCACACAUUCUUGAUUUGCCCGGGUAGCCCGCACCCGCCUUCUCGUUUACCCGAUUUGCCCGUUUGCUUCUUUUGCCCGUUUUGCCCGCCACACCGUGCAUUCACACGUGUGAAAACAGAAAAACAGUGAGAGAGAGUGCACAAAAACGAGAGAUAGAAAAGAAAAAGAGAAGAAAAUGCACGGUGUGACGGGCAACGGGCAAAUCGGGCAAACAAGAAGACGGGUGCGGGCUACCCGGGCAAAUCGAUCAUAGUGUAUCGAGGGUGUUCGAGCCGGGCCGGGGGGCAAAUUACCCUACUGCCAUGAGCGGCGGGCGGAUUUUUUGCAGCUCUAUUUCUGAAAAAGACUACGGUGGGAAGCCCUACGUGUGUCGUGUAUUUGUGCGUCAGUGUGUUUGCACACAAUUUUCUACGUCGCGCUAAAAUGAAAACUCACGAUGAAAUAUCCGAAUAGGCCGCCUUUACAAAAUUGUCUUCAUAAAACUUGACUUUUGUUUUGAGAAUCCUAAGUUUUUCGAAUUUCACAUAUUUGAGAUUCUUGUUCUCGAUAAAUUUCACCGCAUAAUCGUGACCUGGAUUUCGAAUAAUUUCGAGCCUUGAGAAAUAUUGAAGAGUUUCAAAAGAGUUCUCAAUUAUUUCCAAUCCAGCAUUAAUUUCCUUGAUACUCUCCAGUUUAUCCUUGUAGAUUUCUAGAUCUGAAUUAAAAAUAUGAGUUUGAAAUUGUGAUUUGUAAAGCUAACUAUCUACUCCUCGAAUUAUUAGUGGUGAUCCAUUAAUGAUUGUGCAUUCGAAUUCUAAAUCUUCAAUUUCUUUUCCUUCGCAAGGAUUUGCUCCAACAUUUUGAGUUAUACUGAAUAUUAUGAUUAUCGAUAAGAUUCCGACUAUUUUCAUUUUAUUUUUAUUUCAAAAAUGAUUGAUUUUUCCUCAACAACACACUCACGCGAACAUAACAUAUUUUUUUUUGUUCCAGAUCAUUUCUAACCGGCUCACAUCAACCGCAAUAUUUGAUUCGCCUUCAAAACCCGUGGGGUGAAAAAGAGUGGAAUGGCGCGUGGAGCGAUAACUCAAGCGAAUGGCUAAAUGUGUCUGACAAACAGAAAAAAGAGAUGGGAAUGAGUGUAGAAGAAGAUGGUGAUUUUUGGAUGCCUUGGGAAUCGUUUGUUCAAUAUUUCACCGAUAUUUCGCUUUGCCAAUUGUUCAACACUUCGGCUUUCUCAACACAACCGAGAUAUAAGGAACGAGUGAUUUUCUCGGAAUGGUCUUCGAAUGGAAAGAAGAGUGGAGCACCGGAUGAUCGAGCUGGCGGAUGUUUGAAUUUCCAAGCCACGUUUUGCAAUAACCCGCAAUAUGCAUUUGAUUGUCCUGGCGAAUCUUCAACUUUUAUUUUCGCGCUAACACAAGCAGAUCCUAGUGAGGGAUUGAAAAAGCGCGAACCAUUUGUAACUAUCGGAAUGCAUGUGAUGAGAAUUGAAUCAAAUCGAAAACAUCGAGUACAUCAGGCAAUGACACCAAUCGCCACUUCAGAAUAUGCGAGUGGAAGAAGUGUUUAUAUGCAUUUGGAUGGUUUACCAAAGGGUAGAUAUAUGUUGACACCAACCACUUUUGCGCCAAAAGAAAUUGCCAGAUUUAUGUUGAGAAUUUAUUCGGAUAGGAAUGUUCAAUUUGAGGAAUUAAUCAAGGUAAUUUUAUUCUUCUUUUCUUUUCGAAAAGUGCGGAGACGAGAAAUUAUAUACUUUGAAUGUUCAAAAAAGUGCAAAUUUGGCUCAAAAAAGGGCGUUUUUUCAUGUGAACGCUGAAAAUGUGUUCUUUGAAAAAUGUACUUCUAGACUUUUUUUUCUAAAAAUAUGAACUUUGGCCAUUUUUGAGAAAUUUAUAUAAAAAUCUUUUGGAAUUCAAAUAUUCACAUGUUAAAAAUAAGAAAUCGAAGGUAAACUCUGCUGACAGGUCGUCAGGGUUUUAUUACAUUUCUAGCUCCAUUGUCAAAAACUAGAAUUAUUUUUAGCACGCUCCAAAAGUCGGAUUCAUGAACUGCAAAGCAGCACACAGUGUAACUCGUAUAACUCUUCAUGGUGUGACGAUGAAUAGCUCUGAAGCAGAUAGAUCAAUCUAUGCAAUUCUAUCGGAUUCCGGAAAAUCUUAUAGAACGAAGAAUUUAUCCGGCGAUAAAAUUGUUUGGAAUGAACAAUUUGUUUUUCAUAAGUAUGUGGUUUUUCAGCUAAAAAUAACAUUUUAAUUUUUUAAGAAAAAACAUUAUUUAUAUUUUAGAGCUAAAAAUCGUCAAGAAUACAAGCUGACAAUUUGGGAAGAUCGAACGUUGGCCAAAGAUCGCCAACUUGCACAAACUACAAUUGUGGCUUUAAUCGAUAAUGAGAGUCGAGAUACUGAAGUUAAUUUAUAUAAAGAUAGUAAUGAACAAAUUGUGAUAGGAACUGCUAAAAUAACAGUAUCGGCAUUUGAUGAUCCAAUGUAUUUAUAG
Messenger RNA from Caenorhabditis angaria, 5403 nucleotides. Lineage: Eukaryota; Metazoa; Nematoda; Chromadorea; Rhabditida; Rhabditidae. The record is from the annotation of a GenBank genome assembly.